AUGGACCAAGCCACAGAGGCCUCGUUAGCGCGUGUGAUUGCGGACGUUGAGGCCGAGCGCACGACCGCCGAUCUCCUGCGGGAUCAGGUAAAAGCCUUUGAUCGGGCGCAGCGUAUGGUAGCGAUGCAGCUGGGGCAAGUACAUACACUGCCGCCAUCGCAGCUCGCUGCGCACCAAGCGGCUGUCGAGCGUAGCUUUGUCGAUGUACGAACCUCGCUGGCCGCUUUGGCCAAACAGGUCCCUCAUGGCGAAGUGUAUAAGUGGGCGGAUGUAUGGUCGUUUCCUAUGCGCAAUGCCGUGUACGCCGCAAGCUUGGCGUAUUAUCUAGGGGCUGGACGACUGCUCUCCAAAGAAGCAGCAGCGAUAGUAUUGGGCGUCGACAUGCUGCCUGCCGAUUGUAUGCUCCUCACGACCGAAGACUACUUGCAUGGCCUCAUCUCGAUGGUCAACGAACUACCGCGCCUAGCCAUUCAUGCGGUAACACAUGGCGACUUUGACGCGCCUGUUCGCAUUGCAGAUAUGGUGAAGCAGGUGCAUGCUGCCUUCCAAGUCCUCAACCUGAAAAACGAUGCGCUACGGAAGCGCUUCGACUCCCUCAAAUAUGAUGUCAAACGUGUCGAAGAGAUUUUGUACGAUAUCCGGCUGCGUGAUCUACAGGGGCGCACUGAUAUGCCGCUGGGCCUGGCUGUGGUAGUCCCAGAGGCCGAGGCUGCCGCCCUGCUGCAGCGCCUCGCGGGCCGAGCUGCGUAG
Messenger RNA from Malassezia pachydermatis, 750 nucleotides. Its product is annotated as translin. The coding region runs from base 1 to 750 and encodes 249 amino acids. Gene Ontology annotation, cellular component: nucleus; cytoplasm. Gene Ontology annotation, biological process: RNA metabolic process. Gene Ontology annotation, molecular function: single-stranded DNA binding; RNA binding; sequence-specific DNA binding. NCBI's taxonomy places the organism in Eukaryota, Fungi, Basidiomycota, Malasseziomycetes, Malasseziales, Malasseziaceae. The record is from RefSeq and is a predicted model, not a curated record. The transcript has 5 exons.